AUGGAAGAUGUAGAGUACGUGGAAGAGAAUGGACUGGAUUUAUUCUUGAGACUUGGCGCUCCGUGGCUAGUACUCAAGACUGGUUGUCAGCACAUUGAUACAUUUCUGAAAGGAGGCAUCAGCAAGGGUAAGCUUACCGAAUUUGUGGGCGAUGUUGCAGCUGGAAAAACUCAGCUAUGCUUGACGCUCACAGCUAAUUUAUUAAUCAGUGACAGAAAGCAAGAAGACAGAGUAAUUUACAUUGAUACAAAUGGUAGCUUCCGCGGCACUCGCCUGAAACAAAUAAUGAGAUCUCGAGGCAUACAGGAUGAAAAUGAGGCGGAAAAGAUGAUAAGCAAAGUUUUGGUAGCACGAGCUUACGACGAAAACGAUUUGAGACUCAUACUCACAAAAGUAGAGGAAAAGAUUUGGAGGACAGAGAUAGAAACUAAUGUUGAGCAAAUUCUAAAACAAACCCACUUAUCAGUUGUGAUGAAUAAAGGUAUAACUCGCACAGCGGCACCACCACUUCGAGAUCAUACUUCACAGAAUCAUUUCUGUAGUGUGUAUUUCGUCGCUUUUAGAGAAAGUGCAUCGGAGUGCAACCGCGAUGAUGUGGCAUGGCGUCGCUUCCAGAGCGUGAAACAACGUCCAACUCUUAGGCUAGGAGAGAUGGACGAUGAACAAAAUUUUGUUUUGCUUAUAAUCGACAGUAUCGGUGCAGCUUUAGCAUUUACGGCUUGGGGCUAUUUUGAAGGAGGAGUAAGUCAAAUUAUAUUAGGUCGAGAGAUUCAAGAUGAAAUAAUUGCUAGACUACAUCAAAUAGCACAUCGCGGAAUUGCCGUAAUGACAACCAAUCAUUUUGUUUACUGGCGUGGAAAGCAAUCACCUGCACUCGGCAAAAAAUGGAUCAGAGCAGUUGAUCACAGAUACUUGCUUUGUAAAUUACCAGAUUGCGGUCAUUAUAUCGAAGCAAUUAAUUCUGAAUCUCGCAACGUGCGUAAUUAUUUAACAGUUAUCUCCAGUUGGCGAAAUAGAUACUUGCUUGCAUAG
Molecule: messenger RNA, 1032 nt
Organism: Thelazia callipaeda (thelaziosis nematode)
Lineage: Eukaryota; Metazoa; Nematoda; Chromadorea; Rhabditida; Thelaziidae
Source: the annotation of a GenBank genome assembly